Messenger RNA from Alligator mississippiensis (American alligator), 1934 nucleotides. RefSeq names its product myocyte enhancer factor 2B (gene MEF2B). Gene Ontology annotation, molecular function: protein dimerization activity; RNA polymerase II cis-regulatory region sequence-specific DNA binding; DNA-binding transcription factor activity, RNA polymerase II-specific. The coding region runs from base 124 to 1374 and encodes 416 amino acids. Lineage: Eukaryota; Metazoa; Chordata; Crocodylia; Alligatoridae. The record is from RefSeq and is a predicted model, not a curated record. The transcript has 9 exons. Gene Ontology annotation, biological process: positive regulation of transcription by RNA polymerase II.
GAUCCCGGCGCCUCGCUCCGUCCUUGCAGCGCGGCCGGGGGGCCGGGGGCGCCGGGCCGGGCCGGGCCGGGGGCGGACACGUCUGCGGAGCCCGCAGCCUCUCCUCGCAACCAGGCGUGAGCAAUGGGGCGGAAGAAAAUACAGAUCAGCCGCAUCUUGGACCAGCGCAACCGGCAGGUGACCUUCACCAAGCGGAAAUUCGGGCUGAUGAAGAAGGCCUACGAGCUGAGCGUGCUAUGUGACUGCGAGAUCGCCCUCAUCAUCUUCAACAGCACCAACCGCCUCUUCCAGUACGCCAGCACCGACAUGGACAAGGUGCUGCUCAAGUACACCGAGUACAGCGAGCCCCACGAGAGCCGCACCAACUCGGACAUCCUCGAGACGCUGAAGCGGAAGGGGCUGGGGCUGGAGAGCCAGGAGCUGGAGCUGGAGGACGGGCUGGACUCCGUGGAAAAGCUUCGCAAGCUGGACGAGGGCGUGGACCUGACGAUGGCGCGGCCACGGCUCUACCUGCCGUCCUCCCUGCCCAGCCACGAAGCCGCCUAUGCAGGCACGCCGCCCUCCGGGAGCGAGGGGGGCCUGAGCAGCACCAGCGGGUCGCCGCAGCACCAGAGCCGCCCGCCCGCGUUCAAGCCGGCCAUCCCGAAGCACGGCCCGCCCUCGGUGCGGUCCCCAGGGCCUCUCCCGCCAGGCAUCGGCUACCCCCUCUUCUCCCACGGGAACCUGAACCGUGCCCUGGCCACCAGGACCUCUCCCCCGCUCUAUCUGGGGGCAGAAGGCCGCAGGGCUGACGUCCACACCAGCUUGUCCAGUGCCAGGAGCAACCUGACAGCAGCGCAGCGCUCGCUCUAUCCCGGGCUGCAGAGCAUGAGCCCAGUGAUCCCCGCGGGCAACGCCAGCAUGCCAGGCCAAGGGCUCGGGGCCUUCCCCUUCCUCACCUCGGGCCAGUCAGAGUACGGCUCCGGGGAGGCCUCCGUGCACCCCAGCUUCCUCCAGCCCAACACCAUGGCCUCCUGGCAGCACCACCGGGACAUGGCAGCCUCCGCCCACCCGCUGCUGGGGACCCCCAGCAGGAUCCUCCCCACCGACGAGGCGGCCCCGGUCCCCAGCUCUUCUCCCCAGCAGCAACCCAUCAACAUCAAGUCCGAGCGGGUCUCCCCGGUAGUGAGCUGCAGCUCGGCCACCCCCCAGCCCCCCGCAAGCGGCCUGGCCCCCCUCGGCGAUGGCCCCCGGGAGCCUGGGGACCUCCACCCGCGGGAGGAGUACAGCAAGGGGUACCCCUACUCCCUCGUCCUGCCCCGGCCCCUGGCGGAGGAGCAGCGCGGCGGCAUCCCCAUGCGGCGCCUGCAAGUGACGGACAUGUGGCAGAGAUAGUGGGUGGGCCGGCCAGCGGGGGCUGCCCCAGGCGGGCAGCAGGGCACAAGCGGGCAGCACUCAGGGGCAAGUCCUCACCCCCGAAGGAGCUGGGGGUGCCUCUCCCAGCACCCUGCCCUGUGCAUGCCCGUGGCCCCCUCCCUCUACCUGAGCCACCCCCGGCCCCCUUGUUCUCUGUUCCCGGCGUCCGUAGUGUCGGAGAACAGGGCCGUUUCCCGGAGCGGGGCUGGGCUCCCUGCCAGGGAGGGGUGCCCGUCUGGCUUUUGACCCUCUCCACUCCCCACGCCAGCCAAGCCCGCAGUGACGUCUUCCCCCCUCCUGCCUUCGUGCCAGGGGCGGCAGCUGCAUGGCCAAGGCGUCAGCCCGCUAGCCCAGCCACAACCUGGGCGACGGUCAGGAUGCCGGUGUGCCGCCCCAGCUGGGUGCCCUGCAGACAAGAGCAGGUCCAGCCCCAGGCCAGGCCGAUGGGGGGGUUCACAGUGUUCAGGUGCCGCCUGGGAUCCUUUUCUAUUUAUUGUGCUCCAUCCAUGGGUUCGACCAAUAAAAUCCGGGUGCAUCCA